AUGUCGCGAGACUUUCAAUUUGUCACCGUCCCUAACCCAGCUGAGCCUGUCUCCAAGCAUGUCCGGAGCUUAACCCACUCCCAUGCGGUUCGGCAGAGACAUGCCAAGGAGAGAAGACUAAGAAUGCAGAAACAUCGGGAGGACAUGGCUAGAAAUGCGGAGAGUACUUCAUUGAACAAGGUUCUUGGGUAUAGCUGUGAUCCGUUUGCCGCGCUUCCGAAACAGCUCUUGUCUCAUGAGACCUUUCUUCUUGAUCACUAUAUCCGCGUCGUCGUUCCAAAUAAGGUCAAGACAUGUCGUCUUUUCGAUCAGAUGAACGACCAUGUAGGACAUGUAAUGCGUGAUUGGGUUGGUCUCGCCAUAACAGACAGCGAUCUUCUGUGUUCCAUCAUUCUCCUCGGCGCAUGUCGCCACAUCGUUAGCAACAAUCCCAACUCUGGUUUGAUGCAGGCCGCGCUACAGUACAAGUACAACGGUCUUAAGGCAUUACGCCAUGCUGUUAGUGGCGCCUCACCGACUCUUAGUGCGGUGACCAUUGCAAAAGCCUGUGCUAUGGCUUUAGACGAGGUAAGCUCUGUGAGUCUGUGCUAUAUGACGAGAUCUGUUCUAAUAUUUGACCAGGUAAGCUAUGGUGAAGCUGUUGUUGCGAGGCAGCAUAUUCAGGGUGUGUUUGCGAUGAUAGAAGCGGCGGGGGGCUCGCAGUGUCUUGAUGGGACGGGACUGCUGAAGCGCAUGUAUCUUAGAUUCCUUGAGAUGCGGGAAAGUCCAGGGCUACAGUUACCAAAGGGUAUUGCUUACUCCAGCCACUGCUGGUAA
Fusarium musae is the source of this 816-nucleotide messenger RNA. RefSeq lists its product as uncharacterized. Lineage: Eukaryota; Fungi; Ascomycota; Sordariomycetes; Hypocreales; Nectriaceae. The coding region runs from base 1 to 816 and encodes 271 amino acids. The record is from RefSeq and is a predicted model, not a curated record. The transcript is spliced from 2 exons.